Molecule: messenger RNA, 3870 nt
Organism: Cygnus atratus (black swan)
Lineage: Eukaryota; Metazoa; Chordata; Aves; Anseriformes; Anatidae
Gene: VWA5B2
Product: von Willebrand factor A domain containing 5B2
Exons: 21
Coding region: 1-3870 (1289 amino acids)
Source: RefSeq, a predicted model, not a curated record
AUGCCGGGUCUGUACGCGCUCUCCUCCUGGGAGGCUCUGCCCCUGAAGAGCUCCAGGGUGAAGGCUUGUGCCAACGGCUACGCCCUGAGCAUCACCGCCCACCUCGUGUACACCAACCCCCGCGAGGAGCCCGUGGAAGGCGUCUUCAUCUACCCGCUGGAGGAGUCGGAGGUGGUGGCCGGCUUCGAGGCGGCGGCGGGCAGCCGGCGGGUCACCUUCCAGGUGCAGAGCCGGCACCGGGCGCAGGACUGCUGCCUCGAGUGCCGCACCAGCCCCGGGCGGCCACGCCGCUGUGCCGGCGGCCACCUCGUCCUGGACGAAGACGCCGAGCGCUCCACCUUCAUCAUCAGCACGGGCUUGCUGGGCCCGGCCGAGAGCCUGGCCGUGACGCUGCGCACGGCGCAGGAGCUGCCCACGCUGCCGGGGGGGGCCCUGCGCCUCGUCCUCCCCCCGGUCCUCGCGCCCCGCGUCGCCGCCGCCCCCGAGCGUGAGAGCGAGCCGGGAAGCUUGUGUGACGACAGCCCCACCAGCUGUUUCGGGGGGCCCGGCGCACGGAGCCAGCCUGCCCCCGCGGCCCCCGCGGAGAGCACGGACAUCUUCUGGGGACAGCCCCGCAACCCCUUUCCUUACGAGUUCGCCUUUGAGCUGCUGGUGAAGGGCCCCUGCUUGCUGGCAGGCCUGGAGAGCCCGACCCACGCGCUGCGUGCCGACGCCGACCCCUGGGCCACCUCCGCCACCACCACCUGUGUCACCCUGGCUGAGCAUCACCGCUACGACAGGGACGUGGAGAUCAUCCUCUACCCCUGCGAGCCCCACCAGCCCCACCUGGUGAUGGAGGAAGGCACCAUGAGCUACCCCGAGUACGAGGCGCACAUCCGGAGCCGCCGGGACUACGCGCGGAUAGCCAGGAAGGAUGGCAGCGGCGAGAGACAGGUGGCUUUUGUGCAGAAGCGUUUCCACAAAGACAUCUUCCCCAACCCCGUGCUGAUGCUCAACUUCUGCCCGGCGGUGGAGCCCAUCCCGGGGGACCUGCAGAGCGUCACCCGCGAGGUCCUCUUCCUCGUCGACCGCAGCGGCACCAUGAGCGGCCCCGACGUCGACAAGGAAGCUCUGCUGGUGGCCCUGAAGAGCCUCCCGUCGGGGACCCUGCUCAACAUCGCCGGCUUCGGCUCCGACGUCCAGCCGCUCUUCCCCUCCAGCCGCCUCUGCAGCAACGAGACGCUGUGCCAUGCCUGCCGGCACCUGGGUGAGCUGCGGGCGGCCACGGGUGGCCCCAACCUCCUGGCGGCCCUGAGCUGGGCGCUGGCGCAGCCCCUGCACCACGGCUACCCCCGGCAGCUCUUCCUCUUCACCGCGGCGGCGGCAGCGGGCGGCGCGGGCAGGAUCCUCCAGCUGGUGCGCCGGCAGGCCAGCACCGCCAGGUGCUUCAGCUUCGGCAUGGGCCCGCGGGCGUGCCGGCGGCUGCUGACGGCCAUGGCCAAGCUGAGCCGGGGCCGUGCCGAGUUCCUGAGCCCGGCCGAGAGGCUGCAGCCCAAGCUCAUCAAGUCCCUGAAGAAGGCGAUCGAGCCGGCCGUCAGCGACAUCACCAUCGACUGGUACGUCCCCGACAGCACCGAGGCCCUGCUCUCGCCCACUGAGAUCGCAGCCCUGUACCCCGGUGACCGGCUCGUCAGCUACUGCACCCUGUACAGCAUCGCCCGAUUCCGGGACAGGCGCCCGGCGGGCCGGGACAGGGCUCGACGGGGCUCGGCUGUCCCCUCGCAGGACGAGGUGCCCAGUCCUGGGGGGACGCGGCCGCCGGUGCCUGGGGAGCGCCGUGAGCCGUCCCGAGGCAGCGCGGGCUCCGGAGAGGCCUCCCUGGAGGUCUCGGCUGGUGGCACGGAGGAGUCGGAGCGGAGCACGGACCUCGUUUCGGGGGGAGACAUCUGGAAGCGGAUUUACCAGCCCUCCUACAUCCAGGAGCAGUACGUCCUGACGCACUGCUCCGUCAGCACCGACCGCAGCCAGGGGCUGCUCUCCCGCAGCUCCACCAGCAGCGAGUCCACCGGCUCCCGCGACGUGGCCCCCGAGGGAGGCUCCCCGGCCCCCGACGCCGCCUCCCAGCAGGGCCAGAAGAGCCUGUCCCUCUGCGAGUCCUCCACCAAAUCCGCCCCGCUGCCCUCGGCCCCGGCCCCGGCUGGCGUCAAGGUACCGGUGGCCCUGAGCACCGAGGAGCUGGCGCGGCGGCAGAAGGCGCUGGCACGAGCCGCCCUGGCCGGCCGCAGCUUUUCCUCGCCGCACGGGGAGCUGGACGCACGCCGGCUCUGCCGGGCCCUGGAGAAGGUGUCGCAGAAGAGGAACCAGUCCCUGGAGGGGCGGCUGGACCAGCUGGGUCCCAAGACGCCGCGGCUGCAGCACAGCGUGGGGGAGUCGAAUAACCUCCUCUCGCCCACCCACCUGGACUGGGACAUGCUGGUGGAGCCCUCCUACCUCUUCAGCGCGUCGCCCGAGGCGAGGGAGCCCAGCCAGGGCGAUCCCUGCCUGCCCCUGCGCUGCCACGUGGUGAUCCACGGGCUGCGGGCCGGCAAACCCGUGUCCUGGGAGGUGACGGCCUCGCUCGAGUCCCUGCUGCGGCCCCGGGACGGGACGGGCAGCGAGGAGCCCCGGCGGCGGGCGGGCGUGGACGGGGAGAAGCCGCUGCACGGCUUGGCGGCACGCUCCGUCAUCCGGGACAGCGAGACGGCGGCUCAGCGGGAGGCCGAGCUGGAGCAGGGUUUCGCCCGCCGGUUUCGCCUGAAAGCCAUGCAGACCAGCAAAGCCUGCAACGUGCCUUCCCUCUACACCUGCGUGGUGCCCGUGGAUGGAGCCACGCGGGCAGCGCUGCCCACGGCCCCGCAGGUGUGGGGCAGAGCCGGCUCGGCCAGCCACCCGCGCACGGGCACGGCCGGGAGCUGGCGGCACCGGAGCGGCUCGGCGAGCCUGGGCCAGCAGCGGGACGUGGAGGAGCAGGACGAGGCUCUCAUCGGCGCAGAGAGGGAUGAGGUCCCCGGGUCUCCAGCCAGCGUCUCCUCCGCCACCUCGGGCUGGGAAAAGCAGAACGGCACUAACGGGCCUCCAACCAGCCCCUCCACCUCCUCCAUGGGCUCCCAGAAAUCCACGGAGAGCAUCGCUGGCUCCAGGUUCAGCCUGAGCCGGCGCAGGGGGCCCAGCCUGGCGCUGCGCCCGCACUGCCUCAGCCCGGAGAGCGAGCGCUCCAGCACCAGCGCCAGCCACGACUACCUGCCGCUGGUGCAGCUGCAGCAAGCCCGGGGGCCCUUCCAGCUCACCGAGAGCUUCUCCGAGGUGGUGCAGAUCCCCCUGGACCGCCUGCGCCGGGCCUCCCCGUACGCCUCCCACCGCGCCAGCCUCAGCCCCACGUCCCCCGUGGCCAAGAGCAGCCCCGGGGCAGGGCCCUCCGCCGAGGAGCAGCCGGCGGCAGCCCCCGAGCCCGGGUCGCCCCCGUCCCACAGCACCUGCUCCGAGGUGCCCAGCGCGGCCGUGUGGGCGCAGGCGGACAGCGGGCACGGCUCCGAGUCCGACACCGGCCCCCAGUCGGCCGCCCCCUCCGAGGCUGGCCUCAGCUGGCAGGAUGCGGGCCCAGAGGACCUGGAGAGCGCCAGCUGGGCCACGGCGGUGGCCCUGGCGUGGCUGGAGCACCGCUGCGCCGGCUUCUUCGAGGAGUGGGAGCUGGUGGCGGCCAAGGCGGACGCGUGGCUGCAGGCGCAGCGGCUGCCCGAGGGCGUGGACGUGGGCUGCCUCAAAGGGGCAGCCAGGCACUUGUUCCUGCUGCUGCGUCACUGGGACGAGAACAUCAAGCUGAACAUGCUGUGCUACAACCCCAACAACGUGUGA